AUGAGCACAGAAGAUAGUGAGACAAACCGAUUAGAAAUUCUGUCAGAGAAGACGGUUAACAAAGGGCAAUCACAAAAAAAUAGUGAAGAUGAAAAUGCGCAAAAGCAUACAGAAGAAGAAACUAAAGAGAAUAAAGGAGAUGAUAUUAAUCAAGCGGACAUUCAUGAAAAGAAAAAACAUGAAGUAAAUGGUACAGAGGAGCAAGAAAAGCAGCCUAAUGCUGAAAAGCAGGUUCAUAGUAUAAAUUUAGAAGAUGAAAACAUAGAAGACAUAAAAGUUCCAGAACUGACGAUUCCAGGCAAUAACAACGAUCUUUCAUACGCACCAUCAUUUAAAGACGUUAAUAACAAUAAUGAUGAACUUGCAGAGCUCCGGGGAGAAGGCCGAUAUUUUGGAGUUGCGGAUCCAGAUGCUUCGGAACCAAUAUGUUCAAAUUGCCACCAAAGAGGACACAAACGAGCCAAAUGUACGGUUGUUGUUUGUCAUCUGUGCGGAAAAGUUGGAGACCACUAUGAAUCACAAUGCCCAAUAUCCAUGGUUUGCUCAAACUGUGGCAAAAAAGGCCAUUAUCGUAAUAACUGCCCUGAUAAAAGACACUACAACUACUGCACAUAUUGCAAUUCACGCACACAUUCAACGGAUAGAUGCCCAAACAUAUGGAGAAGUUACAUAGUAAAGAAGAUCUCGCAUGAUUCCUCGGUGAGACGAGAUAUGUAUCCAAGUGGAUUGAUAUUCUGCUAUAAUUGCGGACACGAGGGCCAUUUUGGUGAUAAUUGCCCAUUUCCUAGAGUUUCGCGCACUCCAAACAUCAAUGGAUCGGCAUUCACAGGUGAAAAUCUCCCGCGUGAGUUUCGCAAUCUGUACAGAGUGCGAUUAUCCGAAGUUAAAAGGCGGCAUCAUGAUAGAUACCGUGAUGACAACACUGAGAGGAGCUAUGCAAACAGAGAAUCAUCCGAGGACUAUUCCUCCAGUAGAAAGAGGAAGAGAAGAUCCGAUAAAAGUUCAUCUAUGAGAAAAAGACGCAAAUUUUCAGACAAUGCAGGCUCAUCAUACGAAGCAAGACAUGAUAAUAAUUACAGCCACAACAAAUCCAACAACAGACAUGGCCAUCAUCACUCAUCAAAUAACCAAAAUAGAGGGUCCAGGCCAUCGAAGUCUGGAUUUCUCCCUCCCCGUAGAAAAGCACAGCCAACGCGUUCUGGCUAUUUAAACAAUAGGAGGAGAUAA
Molecule: messenger RNA, 1227 nt
Organism: Brettanomyces bruxellensis
Lineage: Eukaryota; Fungi; Ascomycota; Pichiomycetes; Pichiales; Pichiaceae
Exons: 1
Coding region: 1-1227 (408 amino acids)
Molecular function (GO): nucleic acid binding; zinc ion binding
Source: RefSeq, a predicted model, not a curated record